This is a messenger RNA of Phytophthora infestans T30-4, 886 nucleotides long. RefSeq names its product 60S ribosomal protein L7. The record is from RefSeq and is a predicted model, not a curated record. NCBI's taxonomy places the organism in Eukaryota, Oomycota, Peronosporomycetes, Peronosporales, Peronosporaceae. Gene Ontology annotation, cellular component: cytosolic large ribosomal subunit. Gene Ontology annotation, molecular function: RNA binding; structural constituent of ribosome. The transcript has 3 exons. Gene Ontology annotation, biological process: maturation of LSU-rRNA from tricistronic rRNA transcript (SSU-rRNA, 5.8S rRNA, LSU-rRNA). The coding region runs from base 22 to 756 and encodes 244 amino acids.
CCGGAAGUUAUAACUCGCAUCAUGGCUCCCGCUGCCCCGAAAGUUCUCGUCCCUGAGUCGAUCCUCAAGAAGCGUCGUACGCUCGAGCAGGUGAAGGCCAAGCGUGUGGCUAAGGCCGCCGCUGACCGUGUGCACCGCAAGAAGGUCCGUCAGAUCGCAUUCAAGAGCGCCGAGAAGUACGUCAAGGAGUACCGCCAGCUAGAGAAGCAGGCUGUUACCCUGCGUCGUCAGGCUAAGUCGACCGGCAACUUCUACGUGCCUGCUGAGGCCAAGUUCGCCUUUGUGAUCCGUAUCCGCGGUAUCAUUGGCGUGUCCCCCAAGGUCCGCAAGAUCUUGCAGCUUCUGCGUCUGCGCCAGAUCCAGAACGGCGUGUUCGUCAAGCUUAACAAGGCCACCAUCAACAUGCUGCGUCUGGUUGAGCCCUUCGUGACCUACGGAAACCCCAACCUUAAGGUGACCCGUGAGCUGAUCUACAAGCGUGGAUUCGGCAAGGUCCGUGGCCAGCGUAUCCCUCUGACCGACAACUCGGUGAUUGAGAAGUCUCUGGGCCACGUCGGCAUCAUCUGUAUCGAGGACCUGAUCCACGAGAUCUUCACGGUCGGCGAGCACUUCAAGCAGGCCGCCAACUUCCUGUGGCCCUUCCAGCUGUCGUCCCCCAACGGCGGCUACACCAAGAAGCUUCUGCACUUCGCUGAGGGCGGUGACGCCGGCAACCGCGGUGCUGAGAUCCACAAGUUCAUCAAGCAGUGCCUGUAAGCAGUUCGUGUGGUCGUUUCUUGCGAGGUUUCUAUCAGCGACUUGGUGUUUGAACGAGCGUUAAGCUUGCUCAGAUGCUUUAACAAAUCGGUUUGAAAGAUAAAUGAAAAGGUCUAUUUGACUUAACCAA